Molecule: messenger RNA, 908 nt
Organism: Ilex paraguariensis (yerba mate)
Lineage: Eukaryota; Viridiplantae; Streptophyta; Magnoliopsida; Aquifoliales; Aquifoliaceae
Source: the annotation of a GenBank genome assembly
UCGGGCCAUUUAAAUUUGCCAACCAUUCUCUCUCUCUAAAAAGCCGUUGAAGACUCCUUCAAGUCUUUCGACCUAACCUCUCUCUCUCUCCAAUAUAUACAGGUCGUCUAUUCCAAUUAUCAUUCCUGUUCUAUAUUUGAUUUCUUCAGAAGAAACGAAGUUCCAAGCGAUUUCUCAAUCUUUCUUCUCUCUAGAUUCUUUACCUGUGUUGGCGAUAUGGCCCGUACAAAGCAAACUGCUCGUAAAUCUACCGGUGGAAAGGCUCCGAGGAAGCAACUUGCCACAAAGGCUGCAAGAAAAUCAGCCCCAACGACUGGCGGAGUCAAGAAACCUCACAGAUACCGUCCUGGAACUGUCGCCCUUCGUGAAAUCCGAAAAUACCAGAAGAGUACUGAGCUUCUCAUCCGCAAGUUACCCUUCCAACGCCUUGUCCGUGAAAUUGCUCAAGAUUUCAAGACUGACUUGAGGUUCCAGAGUCAUGCUGUGCUUGCGCUUCAGGAGGCUGCUGAAGCAUACCUUGUGGGUCUCUUUGAGGACACAAACUUGUGUGCCAUUCAUGCUAAGAGGGUGACAAUCAUGCCCAAGGACAUCCAGCUCGCCAGGCGUAUACGUGGGGAGCGUGCUUAGUUCUUCUUAGUUAGCUUAUGUUUCUAGAAAUCUUUUGAAUGUGUAUGUAAACUUACAUACUAGAAACCUUUUGUUAUGCUUUUGAAAAAACAGACAAUUAAUUAGAAAGACCCUAUUUGGUUUUUGUAAAUUUCUUAAGUCUCCUGUUCUGCAUUUGGAUUGAUUAUGAAUUUUUAUUGUCCUUUCGUUCAUGUUGCACAUGGUAUUCUUAGGUUGGAGAUUAUUGGAUGGGUUGUUUAUUAUGGUUGUGAUUGUUUUGAGCCUGCUGUGAUUGAAUGGUG